AUGGCAGCAGCACACAUUGCCGAAUGGCAGAAGCGCGCAGAGGCCUUCAAGCCUCUCAACCUCAAGCAGAUCGAGGGCCCCAUCGCCGAACUCGACGCACACCUCACCCUUCGCUCAUACAUUGUUGGCUACGCUGUCACCGACGCCGACCUUGAUGUGUGGAAGGCCAUCCGCGGCAACCGCAUCGCCCACUCGUCCGUCAUCAAGCAGGGCACCUACAUCAAUGUCAGCCGCUGGUUCAACUUCAUCGAGGAGAGCGAGCGCCCUGUCGUCGAGCUCGCCAGCCGCGGCAAGGAAAUGGCCAAGAAGGCCGAGGGCAAGUCCGACCAGGGCAACUACGACAUUGGCCUGCAGGGCACCGAGAAGGGCGUCGUCACUCGCUUCCCUCCCGAGCCUUCAGGCUACCUCCACAUCGGUCACGCAAAGGCCGCCCUGCUCAACGACUACUUUGCCCACAAGAAGUACCAGGGCAAGCUGAUCCUUCGUUUCGACGACACCAACCCCACCAACGAGAAGCAGGAGUUUGAGGAUUCGAUAGUCAAGGACCUCGAACUGAUGGGCAUCAAGCCUGACCAGGUCACCCACACCUCCGACUACUUCCAGGAGCUGUACGACGCCGCCGUCAAGAUGAUCAAGAGCGGCAAGGCCUACGCCGACAACACCCCUCAGGACAUUCUCCGUGACGAGCGCAUGAAGCUGAUCGACUCCAAGCACCGCAACGACUCGAUCGAGGACAACCUUGCCCACUUCGAGGAGAUGAAGGCGGGUACCGAAGAGGGCACCACCUGGUUCAUCCGUGCAAAGAUCAACAUGCAGGACCCCAACGGUGCCAUGCGUGAUCCCGUCAUCUACCGCUGCAGUCCUCAAGCUCACCACCGUACUGGCGACGCCUGGAAGAUCUACCCCACCUACGACUUUGCUUGCCCCGUCGUCGACGCUCUCGAGGGUGUCACCCAUGCACUCCGUACUACCGAGUACAAUGACCGUGACGCCCAGUUCCAGUGGAUGCUCAAGGCCAUGGACUUGCGUCACGUCUACAACUGGAACUUUGCCCGUAUGGCCUUUGUCCGCACUUUCCUGUCAAAGCGCAAGUUGACAAAGGUUGUCGAGAACGGCGGUGUCUGGGGCUGGGACGACCCUCGUAUGCCUACCGUCAGAGGUAUCCGUCGCCGCGGUAUGACUGUCCCUGCCCUUCAGGAAUUCAUUCUUUCUCAGGGCCCCUCAAAGUCCAUUACCUUGAUGGAUUGGACUAAAAUUUGGGCCACCAACAAGAAGUACAUUGAUCCCAUUGCCGGUCGCUACACCGCCAUCGACACAAAGGACAAGGUCACCGUUACUGUCACUGGUGCUCCCGCCACUCACACCGACCUCAAGGACUUGCACGCCAAAAACCCCGCCGUCGGCCAGAAGAAGGUUGUCUUCAGCAAGAACAUCAUUCUUGAUCAGACUGACGUCGCUUCCUUUGAGGAGGGAGAGGAAAUCACUCUCAUGAACUGGGGCAAUGCCAUCGUCAAGUCAAAGUCCACCUCUGUCGUCGACGCCCUCAAGUCUCCCCUCGCCACUCUCAGCGGCAAUGCCCCCAUCUCUUCCCUCGAGUUGGAACUCCACCUCCAAGGCGACGUCAAAAAGACGUCCAAAAAGGUCACUUGGCUCUCCACCGACCAAGAGCUCAUCCCCGUCAAACUCUACGAAUUCGACUACCUGCUCACAAAGGACAAGCUCGAGGAAGAAGACGAGUUUGAAAAGUUCCUCAACCCCACCACUUCGACACUUACAGAGUGUUUGGCCGACUGUAAUGUUGCUGAUUUGAAGGAGGAUGACAUUAUGCAAUUUGACCGCAAGGGAUUCUUUAGAGUCGACAAGGCUUUCAAGAAUGGAGAGGCUGCUGUCUUUUUCCAGAUUCCUACUGGUAAGGCAGGAAAAUAG
Messenger RNA from Aureobasidium subglaciale EXF-2481, 1926 nucleotides. RefSeq lists its product as uncharacterized. NCBI's taxonomy places the organism in Eukaryota, Fungi, Ascomycota, Dothideomycetes, Dothideales, Saccotheciaceae. The record is from RefSeq and is a predicted model, not a curated record. Gene Ontology annotation, biological process: translation; glutamyl-tRNA aminoacylation. Gene Ontology annotation, molecular function: glutamate-tRNA ligase activity; ATP binding. Gene Ontology annotation, cellular component: methionyl glutamyl tRNA synthetase complex; cytosol; cytoplasm. The coding region runs from base 1 to 1926 and encodes 641 amino acids. The transcript has a single exon.